UGUUUACAGAUUUUGCAGUGCGAGUUCGUUCUUAACGUCACGUCAGAUUUUAUACCGACAAAUUACUAUGUAAAAGGUGUGUUAUUAAGUUUUUGAAAUCUAGUGCAACGAUACAAAUGUCAUAAGCCUUGAUUUUUAAAUAUUCAAUACGGCACGACGGCACGCGAUAACGUCUGAAAAAAAGGCCGGGGGCUCAUUCAACUCAGUAGUGCUAAAUUUUACAAGGGUCGCCAUUUUGUCCGGAGAAGGCCCGGUCGGGUGAAUGUGAAAAGGGUGAAAAAAAAUAGGCUCACUGUGAUCACCACAGUUAUUCAUUCAAGUCGCGUAGAUAAUGUAGGUAUAGAUAUUAUUUAAUGUCAGUGAAUGAGCUAAAUGCUUGUUGGCGGUGCGACACUCUUAGAUCAAGAAAUUUUAGAGACAUUGGAGAAAAGUAAAGAUAAUACAUAGAAUGACGAUCGCUACAAGAGGCCAAGGGGGAGUUGACAUUGAUCCUUCCGAAAACCAGCAGAAUCCACAGAUGCAUGGUCCACCGAGUUCUCAGGAAUUGGUAGAGACAAUGUCUGGCCUUCAGUUAACUGAGACAACAAUAAAAACGGAGAGUGGAGGCGAGAUUGGCACCUCCGCCGAGGAGGGAAAUCAACAACGUUCGGAGCCCGAUUUCCCACACGCAAAGCUCGCAACAUUAGAUGAAAAAAUAUCUAGUCCGAGAUGGGUUGUGCCAGUCUUACCUGAACAAGAGUUAGAAUGCUUACUACAAGCCAGCAUCGAUCUCUGUAAAAAGGGAAUUGAUGUACAGAGCGAAGCAUGUCAACGCUUUUUUCGUGAGGGACUUACUAUUUCAUUCACGAAAAUUCUCACCGAUGAUGCUGUUAACAGCUGGAAAUUAAAUAUUCAUAGUUGCAUUAACGCAAAUUGCGAACGUUUAGUGGAACUUUGUGUUUUAAAAUUGGAUGAGGACUGGUUUCCUCUUCUCGAUCUUCUCGCAAUGGUCUUUAAUCCAAAUAACAAAUUUCAUACUUUUAAUGCGGCGAGAGGUUCGGAAACAGUUCCUCCAGGAAGCAAUAUUCCUGAUGAGAAACUUUAUGCUCGUCCCCCUUCGGAUUCACGAAAUCCUCGCGGAUGGCUGGUAGAUUUAAUAAAUAGAUUCGGUGCACUAAAUGGUUUUGUUAUUCUAUUGAAAAGAUUUCAAAGUGGACGAAAUCUAACAGUACCGGUUAUAUUUACAUUACUUCGGCCAUUUGGUCUUUGUCAUGAAUUUUUAACAGUACAUACAAUAGAGAAAUAUUUAAUGCCCAUUAUUGAAAUGGUGCCAGUGAUAUUGGAUAAUUUAACAGAUGAGGAACUUAAGAAAGAAGCAAAAAAAGAAUCUAAUAACGAUGCAAUAUCAGCGAUAAUAAAAGGCACUAAAUGUUUAGUUUCACGUGUACCACAUCAGGAGGAUAUGAUUAAAAAUCUUGAAAUAUUAAGACUGAAAAUGAUAUUAAGGCUUUUACAAAUUUCAUCAUUUAAUGGAAAAAUGAAUGCUUUAAAUGAAGUUAAUAAAGUGAUUGCAAGUGUUAGUUAUUAUCCACAUCGUAAUCCAUCAUUAGAGGAAGAAGAAUGGCUCACUGCUGAACGAAUGGCGAAAUGGAUUAAAGAUAAUUCGGUACUUGAGAUUGUUCUUCGUGAUUCGUUGCAUCAACCGCAGUAUGUGGAAAAAUUGGAAAAAAUUUUACGCUUUAUUAUAAAGGAGCGUGCAUUAACUCUUCAAGAUUUAGACGCUGUUUGGGCAGCACAAGCUGGAAAACAUGAAGCUAUUGUUAAAAAUGUACAUGAUCUAUUAGCAAAGUUGGCCUGGGAUUUUAGUCCCGAACAACUUGAUCAUCUUUUUGAAUGUUUUCAGUCGAGUUGGAGAACUGCCAAUAAAAAGCAACGAGAGAAACUUUUAGAGUUGAUUCGUAGACUCGCUGAAGACGAUAAGGAUGGAGUUAUGGCACACAAGGUAUUGAUGCUCUUUUGGAAUUUGGCACAUUCUGACGAAGUUCCAACGGAAAUUAUGGAUCAAGCUUUAAAUGCUCAUGUUAAGAUUUUGGAUUAUUCUUGCUCGCAGGAGCGUGAUGCACAGAAAACAACUUGGCUCGAUAAAUGUGUGGAAGAAUUAAAAAGUGGCGAUAAAUGGGCACUUCCGGCUUUAAAACAAAUUCGCGAAAUUUGCUGUUUAUAUGAGCCUAAUCCAAAUAUGGGACACAGUCAACGUAGUCAUCAUGCUUUUUACAGACAAGAGGUGAUUGAACGUCUACAAAAUCAGCACACUGUUGUAAUUCUAGUAACGAAUAGUUUAACAUCUUAUAUGGAAAAAGUGAGACAGUUGGUGAAAGAAAAUCCGGAAAUUGACGCUAAUACCUUUAUGCCCGAUAAUCGAUAUAAUCACAUAAUGCAGGUUCAAGAGAGACUCAAUUUUUUAAGAUUUCUGCUAAAGGAUGGACAAUUGUGGUUGUGCGCUGAACAGGCAAAACAAAUAUGGCAAUGUUUAGCAAAACAAGCGGUAUUCACAUCAGAUCGUGAGGCAUGUUUUAAAUGGUUUUCAAAAUUAAUGGGCGAAGAACCAGAUUUAGAUCCAUCGAUAAAUAAAGAUUUUUUUGAAAAUAAUAUCCUACAAUUGGAUCCAACAUUAUUGACAGAAAGUGGAAUAAAAUGUUUUGAAAGAUUUUUUAAAGCAGUAAAUUCAAAGGAAGGUAAAUUAAAAUUAAAAAGAAGAACUUUUUUAAUGGACGAUGUUGAUUUAAUUGGCACUGAAUAUUUAUGGCGUGUUGUCACUAAUAGUCCAGAGGAAAUAGCAAAUCGUGGAAUUGAAUUAUUAAAAGAAGUUAAUACAAAUUUAGGACCAAGAUUACAAUCAUCGAUUCUUGUUUUUCAUGAGUCAUAUAUUGCCGAAUGUAUGGAUCGUUUAAAAGUUCAUUUUGAUGCUGUUACAAUUUUAAAUAAACUAUUUCUCGAUGGAAAUGACGAUCGUCUUGAGCAACGUGUCACUGAAAUAAAAAUAGAAGCAAUGAAAAUGUGUCGCGUUAUGAAAGUAUUACAGGAAUAUAUUAAUGAAUGUGAUACGGCAUUUACGGGUGAGAGGAAAAUUUUACCAUUACAUCGUGCGGCGCGUGGAAAAAAUUUAGGGCUUGUUAUUCGUUUUGUUAAUCCUGGAAGAAGUGCUGAUGAUGUUGAUAUUCUUACGCACAGUAAUGAUACAUUGGCAUCAUUGAGAAGGCAAAUUUUACGAAGAAUCAAAGCAAGUGGUUCGAAUGUGAAACUUGAUCUUUUUAUUAAUGGAGAAUCAUUGGAGCAGGCUGACGAUCGUAAAUUACUUUCACAAAUACCAUUGAGAGAUAAAAUGACACUGUCAGCGAAAUUAAGUCAAGUUAAUACAAAUGUUCCGAGUUCACCUGACAGUAGUUCGGACAGUUCAACGAGUUCGCCAUACGAUGCACCAAAUUUGGGAGCGGAAAAUAAUUUACCAGGCGUUGUUAUGUCACAAAGAUCACAAUAUACGACAUUUUUCUUUCAAUUAGCCGAUUUAGGUUGUAAUUUACAGCUUGCACAAUUGCGUGAUGGCGCUAGAAAUUUAUUGCAAUUGGUACCGCCCGAUCAACUCACUGUUACAAGAUUACAAUGGCUUUUUAGUCAUUAUAUGGAUAAUGAACCAUCGCAAAAUCCUCAUUGUAAUGAACAAGCAACGAGUGUUGAUACAUUAUUUUUUACCGCGAGUCCCAGUCAAGUUUUAUACAAUUUAGAAGUGUUGUAUACAUUAUUGAUGCCGGCAUUAGAUCCAAUGUCAGAGCGUGCAAAUAAUUUUCAAAAUAAUUUUAUAAAAAGUGGUGAGGCUGGAGUGAUACUUGAAAUGUUGACGAAAAAUAAAUUUCUCCCUAAUGCCGAUGAGACAACAAAAAGAUCGGCUUAUUUGACUGUUUUAAAAUUAUGUAAAUUAUUAUUGACUGUCAUUGGUAAUGUUGUUGUACUUACACUUGACGAUGAGGAGCAGACAAAUUUUUCUGAAAAUCGUGAACGUGAUCAUCAAUUUUUAAAACAUAAAAAAGCAAUAACUGUUUUAAAACAAUCAUUACAAAAUGUCACUAAUCAUAGUACGGAAUAUAUGUUGAGAAAUGUUGCCGCAAAUUUAGGUGAAGUUUUAGCAAUGAAAUUAGUGAUUGGUAAUUUGGGAACUGAACGUUGUCAACAAUUAUUUAAACAAGCUGUUCGAUGGGAAUUGCCCGAUAUUGCGACAAUAAGAGCAAUUAUUCGUCUUGCUUGGGCGGCAUCGACGGGUAAUUUAAAUAAUAUUAAUGCAACAACUGAGGAACUUCACGCGCAACAUGAAAUCAAUCAAAGGGAACAAAGAUCACCGGAUAAUAAUGAUGUUCUAGUGUGCAAGGAAGCUUUGGAGGUAUUAACAAUAGCAUUGGUUCUUAAUCCAUCGGCAUUGGAAACAUUAACAAAUUUGGAAAGAAUGUGGCAGACAUUUUUCAUUGAUAUGGUUUUAUUAAGUACAUCGAGAAUAGUUCGAAUAGCGGCUGCUGAACAAUUUCUUUUAAUAUCAACAUGGUGUAGCAGUGGACAUCAGCCAUUACAAUUUGCCAUUACACUUUUAUUUACAGUUUUAAAAACAACAGUAAUGGAAAAUGCAAAACAAAGUCAUGAAUAUUUUCAAUUACUUUGUCGUCUUUUAAAUUAUGCCGAUAUGUCAUCGUGUCCAAUUACAACUGUUGAAAAUCUUUUAAAUAUUGAAAUAAUAUGGUUGAAAAAAAUACGUGACAAUGUUAAAGAAACAGGUGAUACACAAAUUGAUGAAGCCGUUCUUGAAGGACAUCUUGGUAUUACUAAGGAGUUAUUGUCAUUUUUACCGCCGAGUAAAAAAUACGAACUUGGCUCUGAUGAAACACGUGGCAUCAAUUUAAUAAAAGAACUCGUUGAGGAUUUCAUUUUUCCCGCUUCGCGUUCAAUGCUUCAAUUACGAAGUACAGGCGAAUUAAAUAGAUUGCAAGCGUGUCCAGUUUGUACAACGCCACAAACAAUGAGCGCCGCAUUUGAUUUACUCGUUAGCCUUUGUUUUGGUUGUGUUCCAAAUAUGAAACUUCUAGUCACAAUGCUCACUGAAAUGUUUUAUUCUGAUAAAGAUGAACCAUUAUGCGAGUGGGAUUAUAUGCCACCAGUGGGACCACGGCCAAUUAAAGGUUUUGUUGGUUUAAAAAAUGCCGGUGCAACAUGUUAUAUGAAUUCAGUGUUACAACAACUUUAUAUGGUUGAAAGUAUUCGUAUUGGACUAUUGGCUGCUGAGGGUGCGGCUAUUGAUUUAAAUGAAGAUUUCUCAGGUGAUGAGAGAAUUGAAAGCGAUCAGACAAUCGAAACAAAUGAUAAUGAUAGUAAUGAAGAAAAAUGUGGUGCCGAUGAAUCACGUAAAGAAUACAAUAUUGGAAUUCUUAAGCAAGUGCAGGCAAUUUUUGGACAUUUGGCCUACAGUAAACUUCAAUACUAUAUACCACGUGGCCUUUGGAAACAUUUUAAACUUCAAGGUGAACCCGUUAAUCUUAGAGAACAACAGGACGCAGUAGAAUUUUUUAUGAGUCUAGUAGAAAGUUUAGAUGAGGCGCUAAAAGCAUUGGGACAUGAACAAAUAAUGGGAAAAAUACUCGGAGGUUCUUAUAGUGAUCAGAAAAUUUGUAAAGGCUGUCCCCAUAGAUAUUCUAAAGAAGAACCGUUUAGCGUAAUAAGUGUCGAUAUUAGAAAUCACUCAAAUUUAUUAGAUUCUUUAGAGCAAUACGUGAAAGGAGAGCUUCUUGAAGGCGCGGAUGCUUAUCAUUGUGAUAAGUGCAACAAAAAAGUUGUCACUGUGAAAAGGUUGUGUGUGAAAAAAUUACCACCGGUUCUAGCAAUUCAAUUAAAAAGAUUCGAAUACGAUUUCGAACGUGUUUGCGCAAUUAAAUUUAAUGAUUAUUUUGAAUUCCCGCGAGACUUGGAUAUGGAACCUUAUACUGUUUCGGGUCUUGCAAAACUCGAAGGAGAGGUAAUAGACUACGAUUAUGAAGAGGCGGCUAAAGGAACAUGUACAAAGUACCAAUUAAGCGGUAUUGUCGUUCAUAGUGGACAAGCCAGUGGAGGCCAUUAUUAUUCUUACAUUUUACAUAGACAAAAUGAUGGCACAGCCAAAUGGUAUAAAUUUGACGAUGGCGAUGUAAUGGAAUGUAAAAUGGAAGAGGAAGAAGAAAUGAAAUCACAAUGUUUUGGUGGUGAUUAUAUGGGAGAAGUUUUUGAUCAUAUGUUGAAAAAAAUGAGUUACAGAAGGCAAAAGCGAUGGUGGAAUGCCUAUAUGCUUUUUUAUACGAGACUAGACGUGGAACCAAACUGCCUUACGAAAAGUGUUAACGAAUUGUCACUUUAUACUAAAUUAGGAGUAACAAAAAUGCCACCAGCAAUCGAGUACAGUGUUAGAAAACAGAAUAUUAAAUUUAUGCACAACAGAAAUCAAUUUAAUUCUGAAUAUUUUCAGUUUAUUAGAAAACUUGUUGCGUGCAAUACAACAUAUAAUAGACAAAGUCCCAAUGAUAAACUGAGUUCUGAAAUUGAGGAAUUAGAUAUGCUCUCUGUUCAAUUGGAGUCAAGAUUUCUUUUUUACACGGGUUUUCAUACUAAAAAAAGUCUACGUGGUAAUGCAGCUGAUUGGUACGAUAUUCUGUGCCUUCAUUUGAGAAAUAGCAAAGAUGCUCGCGCAUGGUUUGCUCACAACAUUCUAUUCAGUCAUCCACACAGAUUUUGCGAGUAUCUUUUAAGUUGUCCGAGUACUGAGGUGAGAACAGCAUUUUUGAAAACAAUCGUUUUGCUAGCACAUUUUUCACUUCAAGACGGUCCAUGCGGACCUCCUAUUCUCAAUGCGCCUUCAAUACUCUACGAUCCAAAUGCAACGUUGAGUGAUCAUUUGUUGCAUUCAGUGCUUUCGUUAUUGCAUCGAGAAAUUUCCGAUCAUGGACGUCAUCUUCCUCAUUAUUUUACGUUAUUUCACACAUACGCCACACUUGGUUUAAACGAAAAAGCUCAGCUUCUUAAGCUCAACGUGCCAGUAACGUUUAUGUUGGUGGCAAUUGAUGAAGGUCCAGGUCCGACAAUAAAAUAUCAAUAUCCUGAAUUAACGAAACUUCAUCAAGUUGUCAGUAUGCUUAUUCGAUGCUGUGAUGUUUCUUCAAAAACACGAUCGAGUCACAAUACAUUGCCUCUGCCAAAUCCAUAUGGCGAUAAGGAUUGUCAAUCGGAAUAUAUUAUGCCAAUUCAAUCGCAAGCCGAAGAAAUUCUUUUCUCAAGAACGAGUUAUAUAAAGAAAUUAAUAGAAGACGCAAAUGUAACGGAAGAUACAGUGAAACUAUUGCAGUAUUGUUGUUGGGAAAAUCCUCACUUAUCACGAUCUGUUUUAAGUGAAUUACUUUGGCAAAUUGGAUAUGCUUAUACACAUGAGCUUAGACAUCAUACAGAUCUUCUUCUCGCUAUGUUACUAAUGGAAGAUUCGUGGCAAAAUCACAGGGUUCACAAUGCUCUCAAAGGUGUUCCUGAGGAACGAGAAGGUUUAUUUGAAACUAUUCAAAGAAGUAAAAAUCAUUAUCAAAAGCGUGCAUAUCAGUGUAUCAAGUGUAUGGUGCAAUUAUUUAGUAAAUGCAGACCAGCGCACGCUGUUCUCCAAGGGAAUCAGGAUUUAAAAAGAAAAUGGGUACACGCCAUCGACUGGCUUCAAGAUGAACUCGACAAGCAGCGACCGUAUACAUCAGCGGCACCAUAUACACACGCCUAUAAUCAUGGCUGGUCACCGCCAACACAAUCAAAUGAAUCGACGAAUGGCUAUUUUUUAGAGCGUAGUAAUAGCGCAAAGAAAACAUUGGAACGUGCUUUUGAACUUUGUCCAGAGGAUGAACAAGAAGUUGAAGAACCAAAUGAAGAAUGUGUCGAUGAUACAGAAAGAACACAGGAUUCUGAACGAAAUCGUGAACUACGAAUUCAAUUUGAAUCAAAAAAUUUCCGUGGUGGUGAUGAAAUGGAAAAUGAAAGAAGCCGUGGACAACAACAGCAACAGCAGCAGCAACAACAUCAACAACAACAACAACAACAGCAGCAGCAACAGUCAAUUCAAUUUGAUUCGAAAAAUUAUCGUAGCACUGAAUCGGAAGGUGAACGUAGUCAAGGACCACAUUUUGUUGGUAUUAAUUAUCGUGCUGGUGAAUCAAGCGAGGAAUCAGAGGGUGAACAAAAUAUGACGACAACAACAUCAAAACAAAGGAGAGAUCGACUUCCAAAGAUUUAUGGACCUCGUGGUACUACGAGAGUUAUGAAGGAUUUAUCAUCGUGUCCAGUCGUAACGAGAUUUCAAAUCGAAGUGACGGAGGGCGAGGAAAUGCAGGAGAAUCAACAACAAUCGCAACCGGGACCUUCGCCGAUUCACAAAACAUUUUCACAUGCACCUCCAAAUUGUGAUUCAGCCCAAUGGGAAAGAACUCCCAUUGAUUGAACUUGAUAAAUAUUUUUUACCUAAAGGAAUAUCAUCAAUAUUUGGUUUAACGUCGUAAUUUAUUCUUGGCGGACAACCAUAUGGUAACGUAUAAUUUUUUUUUUCUUGUGCUGUGCAAAACAAAAAAAAAAAAUCACUUGUGUUUUUUCAUCGCGAAAAAAACUGUGACAAUGAACAAGAAUAAAAAAAAAAAGAAAGAGAAAGAGAGGUAAAGAAAGGAAGAAAAAAAACGGUUGUAUAAAUGUAUAGCGAAUAGUGUUAUCAUUCACACUGCUAAAUAAGAAAAGGACUAAAAAUAAGCACGAUUCUCCGUACACUUAUGUAAAUGUGAACAUAUUGUUAUUAUAAUAAAAAAUACUUGAAUAGAUUUUCUAAAUAUCUUGAAAAGGCCAAAGGCUUUUGAGGAAAAAAAAAGCACCGCUUUGUUGCCGUAGCACAUGAAUCUUUCUAAUUGAACACAGAAAAAUAAAAACCGGAAAAAAAACACCCGUCAAUUUUGUACUUAAAAAAAAAAACGAGCGGUCGAAAUUUUCCUUUGAAAAUGACAUUUCUUCGUGUUUUCUAUCUUAUAUUUUUUUUCUUUCAAUCGUUUCAAAAAAAAAAAAAAAAUCGCGGCGCGAGAGUUGUCAGAUGUUGUUAAGAAUUUAAAUUUUAUCUAAGAAGAAAAAAAAAUGACAGUCGAGAAUAAUAAUUUCAUUUUUUUUCGCAAGUAUUUUUGAGGGAAUAAUGUUGUUACCGGAGCUAUGGUUGCGUUUUUUUGUUUUUUUUUUUUGUUUUUUUUUUCAAAAAAAAAAGCGCAAAUUUUUGACUGUCAAUUGACCAUGGCUCUGAUUUAAUUUAUAACGUAUGUUAUAUAUAGAAUAUUAUAUAAAUAUGUAAUUCUAUAAUUAUCAAUUGAAAAACGAAGUCAUGUAAUAUUGCAAAAAGGCAAAGUGAAACGUAUUUGGUAAAAAAAAACACAAAGUUCGUGCUAAAAAAAAAGUCAUCUAAUAAAAAGAAAUCAUCUUAAAAAAAAAAAACACCAGGAAUUUUUAAAAUCACGAACAUUAUUCGAUAAUUGCUAAAUCCACGCGCAUCCGGUAUCCCUAAAAUAUCGAGAAAAAAAGCCUCAUUUCGAUAUUUGUAUGUAAAUACACAACCGCUUUUUAUAUGUGAUAAAAAAUAAAUAAAUAAAUAAAAAAAAA
Leptopilina boulardi is the source of this 9693-nucleotide messenger RNA. It is a transcript of the gene faf, whose product is annotated as probable ubiquitin carboxyl-terminal hydrolase FAF-X. The record is from RefSeq and is a predicted model, not a curated record. Gene Ontology annotation, biological process: protein deubiquitination; cell migration. The transcript has 26 exons. Gene Ontology annotation, molecular function: cysteine-type endopeptidase activity; cysteine-type deubiquitinase activity. Gene Ontology annotation, cellular component: nucleus; cytosol. Lineage: Eukaryota; Metazoa; Arthropoda; Insecta; Hymenoptera; Figitidae. The coding region runs from base 449 to 8509 and encodes 2686 amino acids.